Molecule: messenger RNA, 1540 nt
Organism: Lotus japonicus
Lineage: Eukaryota; Viridiplantae; Streptophyta; Magnoliopsida; Fabales; Fabaceae
Exons: 3
Coding region: 343-1302 (319 amino acids)
Source: RefSeq, a predicted model, not a curated record
AUUUUGUUUGGUUCAAACUUUAGGAGGGGAGGGGAGGGAAAUGGAGGGGAGCAAAAUCCCUCCAACCUCAAUUUUUUGUUCCCCCCAAAAGUGGGGGAAUUUGGAGGGGAAAUAAAUUUCAGACAAAAAUAACCCUAUACAAAUCUAAAAAUUCCAAUUCUUAGUAAUAGGGUUUGACGGUGUAUUUCAUUUCUUCCUUCAUCAUUUCACGUGUUUCAUACCAAUUGCUCUGUCCAUCUCUGGUCUCUCUCCACCGCUGGUGCCCCUCUCCCCGGUUUCUCCCUCCGCCGCCGCCGCCUCCUCCUUGUCAGCGGCGCCGGCGCCCUGCAUCCGCGACCGAGUAUGGCGCCCAAAAAGCAAGCAACAACUAGUAGUGGUAAUAACAUGAGUUGGACAAGAUCCAUGGAUGAUGCUCUUGUCAAUGCUUUCAUGCACGAGUUUACCGCCGGUAACAAAGUUAAUGGUCAGUUCACUACUCAAGCACAUGACAGAAUCGCAAGUGAGCUGAGUGUAUUGUUUGCGAUGAAAAUUGACAAGAGUAAGAUCAAAAACCGCUGGAAAACAUUGAAAAAAAAGUUUUCUGAUGUUUAUGAUAUUUUUAAGAAUGGUAUGAGUGGGUUUGCUUGGAACCCAUCUACUCAUUUAUGGGAUGCUGAACCAGAAGUUUGGGAAGCUCUAAUUCAGUCAAAACCAAAAGCAGCAAAUUGUAGAAAUACCUCACUUCCACACUAUGAGGCGAUGGUGACACUUUAUGGGAAUGAUCGAGCUACUGGAGAGGAAGCUGAAACCGCAUCAGAAAUGAGAAAGCGACUUAAUUCAACUACUGAAUCUGAUAUUUUUGAUUCAAUUGAUGAUAUUGAUGAUGGUAUACUUCGGAAUGAGGUAAGAUUAGAGGACUUUGAUGCUUAUAAUGUUAACAAUGAUUUUUCUCCUGAAAUUCAAUCUCAAGAUCCUUCACCAACACAAAGUACUAACAACAAAAGGAAGAAAUCAAAAGUGGCUAACAACAAAGGGAAGAAUGAUGACAUGCUUGGAAUUAAAGGAGCAAUGCAAGAGGUUGCAGCAGCACUAAGAGAAGGAAAUGUUAUAAUGAAAGAGCGUCACAGCCCUCCAAUUUCUGGGCAAGAAGCUUGGAAAUUAAUCAAGGAAUGCGGAUGCAAUGAAAAUUUAUGGCCUAUGAUUUUUUGCAAAUUAAUGAAAGAUGUUGACGGACUUAAAACAGUUCUUGAAUGUCCGGUUGAAGCACGCAAGGAUGUGAUCAUGUAUACGGUGUUUGGCUCCUCAAAUCCACCUACCAAUUGAUGCCCUUCAUUGGAUACUUGAGCAUUUUUAAUUCUCUGCACUUGAGCAUGUUUAGCUCUUUAUGGCAUGGUUUAUGGAGUUUGAGACUUGAGUUUAAUUAGUUCUUUGUGGUUAUUUUGGCAUACAAUAUGUAGCUCUUUAUGACAUAGUUUAUGGUGUUUGAGACUUGAGCUUGAUUAGUAUUUUGUAGCAAUGAAUUUGUGAGCUUAAUUAUGCAAUUGCCUUCUCUUUUUUGUCA